Molecule: messenger RNA, 1013 nt
Organism: Dentiscutata erythropus
Lineage: Eukaryota; Fungi; Glomeromycota; Glomeromycetes; Diversisporales; Gigasporaceae
Source: the annotation of a GenBank genome assembly
AUUAUAAAGAUCAUCGUACAUCUUCUAAUACUUCAAACAAUAACGAAACUGAUGAUAAUAAUGAUAAUAAUGAUAAUAAUAUAACUUGUGACGAAAACCUAAACAUUGGCAGUAAAAAUAUUAAAAAUCUUCAUUUUAAUUUUCCCACUUCAGUAAAAUCAUGGGUAUCAUCAUAUUCGAGAAGUCAAAAAUAUUCAGGUACAAAUUUAGGAAAUCGGAUUGAAGUGUACGCUCCAUCUCGUCGUCUUUCCGAAGAUUCAAAUAUAAAUAGUAUUGAAUCUGAUACUGGUGGCACAGUAACAAUCGAAACAGAACGAACGCCAUUGAUUCAUCGUACUUCGGUAAUGGAAGAUGCAAGUAAUUAUAAAAGUUUAAUGGAUCUUGGAAAAUCUACAUUAAAUCAAACAACUUUCAAUGCUGUUAAUGUCUUAAUGGGAAUUGGAAUUCUUGCAUUACCUUUCGCUUUCAAACAUACGGGAUGGAUUAUUGGAAUUUCAAUAUUUUUAUUUUGUUUGAUAUCAACAAAUUAUACUGCAAAAAUUCUAAAAAAUUGCUUAGAUGUAGACCGAACAUGUCAUUCAUAUGUGGAUCUUGCCUAUUUAGCUUACGGAAAUAAAGGAAAAUAUUUUAUAGGGACCAUAUUUCUAAUGGAUUUAUAUAAUGCCUCCGACUCGCUCAAGACACUUUUUCCCCAAUCUGAUUUAAUCCAAUUAAAAUUUAUCGUGUUCUUCAUAAUCACACCAAUAACGUGGUUGCCAAUUCGUUACCUCUCUUAUACAUCAAUUUUUGGUGUAAUUGCAACAGCGGCUUUAACUUUAGUAUUAUUAAUUGAUGGAUUUACCAAGUUAAACUCACCAGGAAGUUUAAUACAACCAAUGGAUACAUAUCUUUGGCCACAGAAAUGGAUUUCAGUACCAUUAGCCUUCGGAAUUAUUAAUGCCGGAUUUUCGGGUCAUGCAAUAUUUCCUUCGUUAUAUAGAGAUAUGGCAAAACCAAAUGAUUAUAGAAAAAUG